GACUACAACUACGACAAUGACCCGAAUCGCGCUGCUCAUCUGUGAUACUCCAGCUUUAUCUGUACGCAAAAAACAUGGCGAUUAUAUCCAAGUUUACAACGACUACCUUCGUAACUCCCUGCCUCGCCCAGAGUUGGUAUCGCAGCUGAAUGUUGACUCAUACGACGUUGUUGAUAAGCAAGAGUACCCAGACGACGACAUUUCCUACGAUGCGGUCGUGAUGACUGGUUCCGCUGCUUCCGCGUACCAGAAUCUGGAGUGGAUCAAUAAACUUAUUGCGUAUGUUAAACGCCUUGUAGAAGAGAAGCCGGAAGUAAAGAUAUUUGGAAUAUGUUUUGGCCACCAAAUUGUUGCACGUGCAGUUGGAGGUGAAUGUGUACCUACCGAUGGCUUAUGGGAAAUCGGUGUGACCGAGAUGCAGCUCACGGACGUUGGCAAGAAAGUAUUUGGAGUGGAUUCUAUUAACAUUCAACAAAUGCAUAGAGACCAUGUUCCAGCAGUCCCACCCUCAUUCCAUCUCCUGGGGUCGACUGAUAUCACUAUGAAUCAUGGCAUGGUUCGCUUUUCACCGUCGUCCCCAUCUGCGAAUCCUGUUUCCUUAUCACUGAAAGAUAUCCAAAUCCUAACAAUUCAAGGCCACCCUGAAUUCACGGAGUCAAUCGUUAAACUCGUAGUUGACGAUAGGUCAGGUAGGGGAGUAAUUAGCCCCGAAGUUGCCGAGGAGGCCCGUCGAAGGGCAUCGUUGCAAAACGAUGGAGUAUCCAUUGUGGGGAAGACUCUAUGGGGAAUCUUGGGUGUAGCAUGAUAAGCUUAUGGGCGGACACUACCGUAAUUUUGGAUUUAGAAACAUCUGUAGAAGUAUGGCACUAGUGUGCCACCAUAGCGUUAUCUUGACGUACUAAUAGUGUAUAUGUACAUGUAGUGGAUAUAGUCAUACAAGAAGACGGAAAAGUUUACGCGGUUGUGCUGG
This is a messenger RNA of Serpula lacrymans var. lacrymans S7.9, 970 nucleotides long. RefSeq lists its product as uncharacterized. Gene Ontology annotation, cellular component: cytosol; nucleus. The record is from RefSeq and is a predicted model, not a curated record. Bases 17 to 805 code for a protein of 262 amino acids. The transcript has 5 exons. Lineage: Eukaryota; Fungi; Basidiomycota; Agaricomycetes; Boletales; Serpulaceae.